Fraxinus pennsylvanica is the source of this 408-nucleotide messenger RNA. NCBI's taxonomy places the organism in Eukaryota, Viridiplantae, Streptophyta, Magnoliopsida, Lamiales, Oleaceae. The record is from the annotation of a GenBank genome assembly.
AUGGAUAUUUCAAUUCCUACUUUCCCUGUACACCACUCUACUCUAUCUCUCGAUAUAGAGGGGCAUAAAACUGAGAUAAUCAUUAGCAGUUAUGAGGAUCAUUUCCUUGUUAUUGUGACCCAAAUUGGAAGCAUGGGGACAAUAUUGCAUGCCAGGAAAGAGGAAGGGGUGUCAAUUCAUCCGACUUUCAAUGUUUCUGUAACAUUUGGUAAACGUGAUGAGCCAAUGCUGGUUGCAUGUGCUCGACAACUGAUCGAAUACAUAAGUGCCUCUGGAUAUUCUAAAGGAUUAGUACUGUCCCUUGGCCUCAAGGAUCACUCCGUGGGAACGCUGAAACACAUCGUUUCUGCUGUAAUUGAGAAAUUGCCUGUGUGGCUCGGCAUGGAACAUGCAUUCAUCUUUACGUGA